GGCGCCGGAAGAGAAGCGGGUCUCUUUGGGGCCGGCCAUCUUGUGUGGUGUCGCGAGCAGGGGGCUGGGGCCUGGGCAGCAUCGGAGGAGGAUCCCGCCGAGAGGGGCCCAUCAUGCCCGGACACCUGCAAGAAGGGUUCGGCUGCGUCGUCACCAACCGGUUCGACCAGCUCUUUGACGACGAGUCGGACCCUUUCGAGGUGCUGCGGGCGGCCGAGAGCCGGAGGAAGGAGAGCGGCGGCGGCGGCGGCAGCCAGGGGGGCGGCGGCGGGGCCCGCAGCGGGCAGGCGGCCCAGGCUAACUCCUCUGGCGGGGUCGGCAGCGGGGGCCCGGGCCAGACUGGGGGAGGCGGCGGCGGCAACAGUAGCGCAGCCAAGCAGCUGCGCAGGGAGUCGCAGAAAGAGCGCAAGAACCCGCUGCCCCCCUUCGCCGCCUCGGCCGGGGGCGCCGGCGACCGCAGGGAGGAGGGCAGCGGGCAGCCCGCCGCGCCGCUCAGGAAGGAAGGUAUAAGACGAAUUGGCAGAAGACCUGAUCAGCAGCAGCCUCAGACUGAAGGGAAGCCUAUUGAGAGGAGACAGGAGAGACGACCUCCUCGUGAACGCCGAUUUGAUAAACCUGCUGAAGAGAAGGGUGAAGGAGGGGAAUUUUCUGUGGAUAAACCCAUUAUUGACCGACUUACGCGUGGUCGUGGUGGCCCAGGUGGAAGAGGUGGACGUGGUGGUCGUGGACGUGGAAUGGGCAGAGGAGACGGCUUUGACUCCCGUGGCAAGCGUGAAUUUGACAGGCAUAGUGGAAGUGAUAGAUCUUCUCUCUCACAUUCACAUUUCAGUGGCCUAAAGCAUGAGGAUAAACGUGGUGGCAGUGGAUCACACAACUGGGGAACCGUCAAAGAUGAGCUAACUGAAUUGGAUCAAUCAAAUGUGACCGAGGAAACGCCAGAAGGAGAGGAACACCCGCCUGCUGAUUCUGAGAAUAAAGAGAAUGAGGUGGAAGAGAUCAAGGAAGAAGGCCCUAAAGAAAUGACCCUGGAUGAAUGGAAAGCUAUUCAGAAUAAGGAUCGUGCAAAAGUUGAAUUCAACAUCCGUAAACCAAAUGAGGGUGCUGAUGGGCAGUGGAAAAAAGGAUUUGUUCUUCAUAAGUCAAAGAGUGAGGAGACAAAGGGGAUGACAGAAAUGCAGGGGAGUCCGCUGGAGUCAAAUGAGGCUCAUGCUGAAGAUUCUGUAAUGGAUCAUCACUUCCGUAAACCCGCAAACGAUAUUACAUCCCAGCUGGAGAUCAAUUUUGGAGAUCUUGGUCGCCCUGGACGUGGUGGCAGAGGUGGUAGAGGUGGCCGGGGACGUGGUGGAAGAGCCAGCCGUGGAAGUAGAACUGACAAGUUGGUUAAGGAGUUUGACGUGAUUCACACACCCCAUCAGUCAAGUGCUUCUGCUCCUGAUGUAGAUGACCCAGAGGCUUUCCCAGCUCUGUCCUAAACUGGAUGUCAUAAGCCAACUCUGCCCCCUGGUUGGGCCCUCCUCUACGAGGCUUGCAUGCUUAAGGAUCCUAAACAACUAAGAAAUUUUAAAAAGGAGACUGUCAUUCAUACCAUUCACACCUAAAGACUGAAUUUUAUCUGUUUUCAAAAUGAACUUCUCUCGCUACACAGAAGCAACAAUAUGGUAGUCAGUUUUGUAUUUAGAAAUGUAAUGGUAGCAGGGAUGUUUUCAUAAUUUUUUCAGAGAUUAUGCAUUCUUCAUGGAUACUUUUUUGUAUUGCUGCUUGAAAAUAUGCGUUUCCAAACUUGAAAUAUAGGUGUGAACAGUGUGUACCAGUUAAAGCUUUCACUUCAUUUGUGUUUUUUAAUUCGGGAUUUUAGAGUUUCCCCAAACUACAAAAUGGUUUUUAAAUAUUGCAUACUAUUUCUGUUUCCUUUAAUACCUACUUAGCAGAGUUUUAUCAGCCCAUGGUCAGUUGGGAUAUGAUAAUUUAAUCUGGCAAACUGUUAGUACCAUGUGGAAUAUUGUUCUGGAAUAUUUUAGGUUUUUAAUAGUUAUUUUCAAAAUUGGAAAAAUAAGUCAUUUUUCAUCUAUCUUUGGUCGUUUGUGUAUGCAGAAUCUUUAUACAAAGUUGAUAUCAAAUACUUGAAAAAUAGUCAAAGCACAUUGGUUUAUAGUCAAAUACCUACAUAUUAGUCCAGUAGCGAUGGACAGAUAAUUGGUCUAAAAAGUUUUUUAAAAAUUAUAUUGCACCUUUCACUCCCCCUUUUCACUCUUAUUCCCUUCUCCUUAAAAAAAACUAGAUUCUUGGUAAAAGUUUAUCCUUCUUAAUAUUACUACUUGAGAAAGUAUCCUCUAGAUCUGGGUAAUUCUUUUUUGUUCUAUAAGAGUGGGAGGUGGAAAGGGAGCAUCAUCUAUUUCUAAUAGUCUAUUUAAAUUCCAUUUGGAAUAUGGAAUGUUCGCACUGCAGUAUGUUUAUAUAAAUAGAUUAUCUGAUGUAUUUACACACUGUUCCCUUACCUGCAAUCCUUGUUCGGAAGAGGAAAACAAAGGGCGUCAUUAGGUCAGGAAAUAGGAAAGAUUGAGUCAAAGUCAGUUCUUUCGGGGGGGGGAGGGGGGGAGGGGGCGAGACAUCUGUGGUCUGAAUGGAUACAAACCAAAAAACACCUUUUGCUCUAAAUUUUGUUUGAAAUUUUUGCUUUAUUUUUUCACUGUUUGGUCUCUGAUUACUAACUCACAAAUGAGUGCUUUUCACAGAGAGGGUGAUUAAAAGAAGACCCACUAUGUCCUGAAGAAAUCCCUUCUAGGUUAAUUUAAACCCUGUGAACAGGAACAUUACCACUUUCCAAAUAUGAAAGGACUUGAGAGAAUGACUAAUAAAAAUAUUUCCUAAGGAUUUUUCUCUGCAGCAUUUGUUAGGAGACUGGAAAGAGGUUGUUCAUUUUAUUUAAUGUUUUAUUCUUAGAGCAUCUUAUAAAAUAUUUGUAAUUUCUUAACCAGGUAGCUAGCAAACAAAUGGUAAUGCCCUAUUUUUUAAAAUGCUGUUUAGGACAGGCAAAAAUAUUGGAUAUCUUUGGAUAUAAAAAUGUUGCUGUUUAGCUGCCUUGCUUUAUCUAAACACUUUUCUACCUUUUCUACCCGUUCCCCCCCAAAAACAAAAACCCAAAACACAUGUGCGCUAAUUUUAAACAAAUGUUAAUGCCAUUGGAUUAGACUCUUUUAGUGUUCUUACUUGUCAGUUUAAUAUAGUAGGCUGUGUGAAGGAGUAGUUUUUCAAAUGCUGGAUGGUAAAUUUUUUUUGUUCCUGGGUCAGAUCUUCUGACACUAAACAUGUUUUAUACAGGUGCUUAGCAUUGAGGUAUUCCUGUUCCUGGCACCAUGAGGGAAUCCUUCAUUAAUUACUUUUGCUCCCUUGCAGUUGUACAUUUCACACCAUGGAAUGUGUUGAAGAUUAUAAUAGCAUCUGUCAAUUAGGAACAUCCCUGCUAAUACAGCUGUGCAAAUACCUUGAUGUCCAGAAUCACCUUUAUUGAAAAGUUUUUGCUGUAAUGAAUCCCUUCCACUUAAACUAUAUAUGUGUGUUCUUCACCAUGAAUCUUAGCUCUUUAUUCAGACUACUCCUGUGCCAGUCAAGCAUUUUGAGCCUUGCUACUGACUUUGUCACAAAAGUUGUCUGCUUCUUUGCAUAUCAGAGUAUAAAGCAAUACCUUGAAUAACAUGUCAGAUAUAAUACACCUUUUCAAGACAGCCUGUACAUAAAGUUGGUCCAUUUGCCGUUCUUCUGAUAGAUGUAAAUUUGCCUUUUAGUUCAUUUGUCAAAAACUAAAACUGUGAACUUCUCUCUAAUAGUAUUGGGUGUUGACUGACUUAAAGGUUUAUUUUCAUGCUCUUUUUUUUUUUUUUUUUUUUUAAAUGUUGAAAACAGAUAUUAUAUUAGAAUCCAUUUAAGUUGAGACAUCUCUUCUGGUUUCUGUCCCAAGUAUUCUAAGUCUUACGGUAGUAAUGCCCUGGCAUAUCCAUUGUCAGCAAUGGAUUUUGCUCUGGGUAAAUGUCUCCCUCCAUUGAUUGAUUCCAGUAUUUGCUGUUGAUGAGCUUCUUUUUGGUAAUGUCUUGUCCUCUUGCUCAUCAUGUUAUCAUGCUAAGACCAGAACUUGUUCAAAAUUUAAAAAGAUGGGUCAGAACAGAAGAGUUCACUCAGUGUUUGUGGAAGGAAAUGAACAGAUUCUCACACAAUACAAAUUGGCUUAUGAUUAUACAAAUUCAUAGGCUUGAGCAUGAAAGUUCAUCUUAUAAACUGAAUACCAUUGAUCCUGGUAGAAAAUAUUAAAGAUUGAUAGUUAAAUGCAAGUGUUGGCCUCAUGGAAAAGGGCAUAAACUAUUUUAAAGAAAAUUAAACAAGGAUAAAAAGCCUGUGUGGA
Messenger RNA from Pelodiscus sinensis (Chinese soft-shelled turtle), 4393 nucleotides. RefSeq names its product SERPINE1 mRNA binding protein 1 (gene SERBP1). Lineage: Eukaryota; Metazoa; Chordata; Testudines; Trionychidae. Gene Ontology annotation, molecular function: mRNA 3'-UTR binding. The record is from RefSeq and is a predicted model, not a curated record. Gene Ontology annotation, cellular component: cytoplasm; nucleus.